Molecule: messenger RNA, 1213 nt
Organism: Juglans microcarpa x Juglans regia
Lineage: Eukaryota; Viridiplantae; Streptophyta; Magnoliopsida; Fagales; Juglandaceae
Product: binding partner of ACD11 1
Exons: 8
Coding region: 119-928 (269 amino acids)
Molecular function (GO): RNA binding
Source: RefSeq, a predicted model, not a curated record
UUUUAAAUAUCACCAACCUGUUCCACCUGUCUUUCCUCUUCGGUCACUCCUCGCACACACGUUAGCUUUUGCAGAGCAACGACAAAGACAACUAAGCUCCGUACGCUUUUGAUCGCAAAUGCAGACAAGAACGGUUCAGGUGAAGCACGUUUCAGAUCUAGCUAGUGAGAGAGAGAUUCAUGAAUUUUUCUCAUUUUCUGGAGAAAUCGAAUACAUUGAGAUCCAACGAGAGUCCGAGCAAUCAAAGACUGCAUUUGUGACAUUCAAAGAUCCUAAAGCACUUGAAAUUGCAUUGCUAUUAUCGGGAGCAACAAUCGUUGACCAAAUUGUGAGUAUAAGUCCCGUCCAAAACUAUGUUACAAAACAUGAGAUGCAGGAAGUAAGGGUGGUGGACAAUGCUGCUUGUGUCACUCCUGCUGAAAGCAACAAUUUAAUUGUCGAGGAUAAAUCUAACCCAUCAGGCAAUGGAAGAAUGUAUGUUAGUAGAGCACAGGAUGUAGUUGCAAGUGUGCUAGCAAAAGGUUCAGCCAUUGGACAGGAUGCCAUGAAUAAGGCUAAAGCAUUUGAUGAGAAGCAUCGGUUAACAGCAAGUGCAUCAGAGAAGGUCAUUUCCUUUGACAAGAGAGUUGGGCUUACAGAAAAAUUGACAGUUGGAAUCUCUGUGGUCAAUGAGAAAGUGAAGUCUGUUGAUCAAAGGCUUCAUGUGUCGGAUAAAACAAUGGCUGCAAUAUUUGCAGCAGAGAGAAAACUGAAUGACACAGGAUCAGCUGUUAAAACAAGCAGGUACGUUACUGCAGGAGCAGCCUGGUUCAAUGGUGCUUUUACGAAGGUGGCAAAAGCGGGGCAGGUUGCAGGUUCAAAAACGAGAGAUAAGUUUCAUAUGGCUGUAUCGAACUUGACAGCAAAGGAAUCUCCAAUUACUGCUUAAGCCGGAAACUUGAUAUUGCAAUUUGUCGAAUUGGAUUCUGGUGCCAUGUAGCUUUAUCUCCUGUUGGGGCGUUGGGAUAUAUAAGUUGGGUUGUUGGUUUGGUGUUGAUUCGGUUGAAUGGGAUGAAUGUUUGUGAUGUUUCUUUAUGCUUAUCCAUCAAUGGUUUGGUGUAUGCUCUUAGCUCGUGAUUCAAUAUUUUUGUAUUUUUUUCCAUUCUUUAUUUCUCAUUAGCGUUGUAAUCUUGCAAUUGUAACAUCUAUUUAAGUGGAAAAGAAUUUGAAACUG